GGAGAUGUCAUUGGACAAUCACCAAUUCCCGAAUCUGACUGAUCGACUUGCCCCUCCUCCAUUACGAGUAGAUAAAGAGAUAACGCACCUCCUCGGCGAACCUUCAGCCCUACCACUCUUUCAGCACGUUGAAUUGGCUCUGUACCUCAAGCAAAAACACCCUCACGAUGGAAAUCAGCCAGAAAUCAGAUACCAAAAAUCGUCCCGAUGAGUGGAUGAUUGAGCAGGGCAUGGCGGGCCACAAGCUGCCCAUCCUCGACCAGACCGGCAAGGAGACCAUCCAUAUAUAUCCUCGCCCACCUGCCAAGGUCAAGCAGGACAGGAAAGCACUUGAGGCGGUUGGAGAUCGCGAUGAACUGUUCGCUCGGGAGCGGGAGGGCUGGGUUGGAUACGUGGAAUGGGAAGAUUACCCAGAGAAGAAGGCCAAGGCGCAUAAGAUCCUUACGUCUCAGACCUUUCCGGAUUGUCCGGACUACCAAUUCGGACCAAUUCCCGGCACCAACCCCGUGCUGUCAGGAGACGACUUCAAAGCCUGGCAUGCUGCCAUCGGCGGCGAGCUGACAACCGUGGCCAAUGACUCAUGGGAGACGGUCCUGAGGGAGAAGCAUCCUGAUAUGCUGCAUCUGUUGCAGUUCCCGUACAACGGAGAGCCGCCCAAGCGGUUGGUGACGUCGAAGCCCAUCACUCCGAAUCCUUUGCAUUUCGUGCGCAACCACGGUGGUAUUCCGCUUAUCGAUAAGGAUAAGUUUGAACUCAAGCUGGACGGACUAGUCAAAAACCCAAAGACAUACACCCUGGACGAACUGAUGGACGAGACUCGGUUCUCGCGCAUGGAGAAAACUAUCACCAUGCAAUGCUCCGGAACUCGUCGAAUCGAACAGAUAACUCUAUAUCCUGGUCAAGGGGACGAGGUCCCACAAGCUCCUUGGGCUGAAGGAGCCAUUGGAACGGCCAGAUAUGUCGGUAUCAGCUUGAAGAAGGUCAUCAAGGAUUGCGGGGGGUUGAUCGACGGGGCCAAACAUCUCGAAUUAUAUGGCGCGGAAACGUACGUCAAGGACUUGGAGGUGAUGAACUACGUGGUCAGCGUGCCCUGGUCUAAGGUCAAGGCCAAUGAAGUCAUGCUCGCCUGGGAGAUGAAUGGUGAACCUCUCCCGAAAAUCCACGGGUACCCCUUACGGGUCAUGGUUGCCGGUUACAUAGGGGCCAGGUCAGUCAAAUGGCUUUACAGAAUCAAGGCAAUCGAAAAUGCUUCAAUUGCUCCAGUUCAAAGCCGUGAAUAUCUCUACUUCAACCAGCAGGUCGGCAAGUACAACCAGCGCCCGAUUGACGGGAUUCAGAUCCAGGAGAUGCCUGUCAGUUCGGCGAUCAUGUCACCCUGGCAGCACCAAGUUAUCUUCCACAACGGGUCAAUCGCAUGCAAGGGAUGGGCCUACAGUGGCGGUGGACGCUGGCCAGAGCGUGUCGAGCUAUCAGCAGACGGCGGUUUCACUUGGUACGCGGUCCCCGAAGAGCGCCUGUCCAAAAAGGGCAAAUGGACGUGGCGAACAUGGGAGAUCGAUAUUCCCUGCGAUGUAGAAGGAUGGAUCGAGCUUGUUGUGAGAACAUGGGAUAACGCCCUCAACACUGAACCUAUCGGAAUCCGUCAGACCUGGAACUGGGGGUUGCACGUCACGUCUUCCGCGCACCGCGUCAAGGUGUACAGUGUAAACAAGACUCACGAGCUGACCAAGAAACGCCUUGCAAAAUUCGAGGAGCUGGGCAUUCCUCUUGCGCCACUCACUCACUACGAUGCUGUCCCCGGUCUGAGCGAUAAAGAGUUGGACGAGUAUUGGAAGAUUCAUCCCCGUGACGUCGAUGAGUGAUCCUGCCCGGUCGCGAUGGCGGUAGGUUCAUGUCAUGGCCAAUCGGAUAGCCACGGAUCCUCGAGCUUAUCUCCACGACCCGCGGGGCUUAUCGCGCAUUCAGGAAUGAGAGAUUCCGUCACAUUUCAUCUUAUCUGAUGCUAAGGAGUUCUGUCGUUCAUUUGCCUGCCUGUAAGGCCUUAACGAUCGUUUGGGUGCUACGAAACCAUAGUUGUAGACGAGCUGCUGUAAUCGAUCCAAUUAGCUUAGGGCUUCCUGCUACUGUCCAA
Molecule: messenger RNA, 2131 nt
Organism: Aspergillus japonicus CBS 114.51
Lineage: Eukaryota; Fungi; Ascomycota; Eurotiomycetes; Eurotiales; Aspergillaceae
Product: sulfite oxidase
Exons: 2
Coding region: 168-1862 (564 amino acids)
Cellular component (GO): mitochondrion
Molecular function (GO): oxidoreductase activity; molybdenum ion binding
Source: RefSeq, a predicted model, not a curated record